AUUUCAAAUUCUAGGUGACCGCCAUCGCCAUAGCGAAGAACCCUAAUUAGGGUUUAUGGUGUCCAUUCUAUCUAUGACGCAGUUUCUCCGUCCAGCGCUUGCGUCUCUUUCCGCUGCGGCAUUUGCUGGAUGCAUUGGAGCUAAGCAUGGAUGCAAGGCUCUUUGCUCGAUUCCAGAGCAAAAUCAAACGACCUUGCAAGCUGCUAUUGCUGCUGGGAAAGGUCCGACUUUGAUUGCUUUCUAUGCGGAUCAUCACGUCGUGCCUCUGCCGAAAGGACACAGGUUUCCCAUGGACAAGUAUAGAGCGACAAGGAUGAUCUUAGAAGAAGAUUUGCUACUGCGGAAUUUGCUCACUACUUUUCCAGCUCCAUUGGCAACUGAGAACGAGCUCUGUCUUGUUCACAGUGAAAGCUAUGUGCAACGAGUGUUUAGCGGUGAUUUGAACGAGCGUGAACAGAGAGAACUAGGCUUUCCAUGGAGUCGAGAACUUGUUGCUCGUUCUCGCUGCUCGUCCGGGGGAACGCUAGCAGCAAUGCACGCUGUCAUGCUCGGAUUGCGGAGAGCAGCUGCAAACAUUGCUGGUGGAACUCAUCACGCAUUUCCUGAGCACGGCGAGGGAUUUUGUGUUUUCAACGACAUUUCUGUCGCUGCAGUAGCUGCUCUGGAAGCUUAUCCAUCUCGUUGUAAUUUAGCUUCUCCAGUUCUGGUCAUAGAUCUCGAUGUCCAUCAGGGAAAUGGUACUGCUCAAAUAUUUGAGAACGAUAAAAGAGUGAUUACUUUCAGUAUUCAAGGAGCAAAUAACUAUCCAUGGCGAACCAGGAUGAAGUCUGACUACGAUGUGGAUUUACCAGACAAAACCGGUGACGAGGAAUACGUCUCAAUUCUCAAAGACUGGCUUGACAAGCUCUUCCAAAUUCACAGCCCCGGGCUCGUUUUCUUCCAGGCCGGUGUUGAUGCAUUGCGAGAGGAUAGUUUUGGUCGUCUCAAUUUGUCCAGGCAAGGUUUGCUCCAGAGAAACAAUUUGGUCUAUAGUUCUUGUAUGCAAUGUAGCGUUCCACUUGUGAUCACAAUGGGCGGUGGCUAUUCACGGCCACACACUGUAUCCGUCCAAGCUCAUGCCGAUGUGUAUCGCUCCGCUGCUCUCAGAUACGGCAUCGGGACACUAGCCACAGACUAGAACACAGAAGAAUCGCUCACAAAGUAAGCAAAAAGAAAAGAAACAAAACCACACUUUUAUUUUUCAAGGAAGCCGAGCAUGAUGGAGAAAACGUUGGAACUUCUACUUGGAUUUGGAGCAGCUCGUCGGGUAUCCAUCGAGCUUGCAGCGCUUGGGAAUGGUUGCCGCGACUGGAGCAUCG
Selaginella moellendorffii is the source of this 1358-nucleotide messenger RNA. RefSeq lists its product as uncharacterized. Gene Ontology annotation, molecular function: histone deacetylase activity. Lineage: Eukaryota; Viridiplantae; Streptophyta; Lycopodiopsida; Selaginellales; Selaginellaceae. The record is from RefSeq and is a predicted model, not a curated record. The transcript is spliced from 11 exons. Bases 56 to 1177 code for a protein of 373 amino acids.